UUGCAGCUUGUGCACUGAUAACGGAGUAGCAGGCAGCCAUAAAUACUCCAGGCGCACGGGUUUCGCUCAUUACUCCACGAUGGCGAAUAUGUGGUUCAGUUUUCUCUCCCUGGUGGUGGUAGUAUGCAGUGCUUCAGAGGUGAACCAGCGGCCAAAAGCAACUUGUACUGCCCCCUUUCUGGAAGUGGGUACGAAUAAAAAGUGCCUUCUUGUGAAUAACCUUACCGUUGGUACCUGGAACGACAUGAAACACUACUGCUCACUUCUAUUAGCAAAUCUGGUCAAACUCGACAACGCAACGGACUUCGCUGAUCUUGUACAAUAUAUCAAAGGAGAAGGAUUGACGAAAGCUUACUACUGGAUUGACGCCACGGACGCACUUGACGAAGGCAAAUGGACAUGGGGCGAUCUGACGGACGUCACUAUGGGCGCCCCCUUCUGGAGUCCAACUGGGAGUGGGUGCAGUCUCCUGGAGCCGACCGGAGGAACCAGCAGUAACUGCGCUGCCCUCAAUCCUAACAAAUUCUAUUAUUUUGAUGAUAUGCCUUGUUCAACUGUAGCAGCUGCCAUUUGCGAAAUCGCUCACAUCAUCCUAGAUCUUGAGUAUGAUGAGAAGGGAAAGGAGUUAAGCAGGCUGCGAGCUGAGAAAUUUAUUGGUAAAGAUUAUCGAGAAGCAGACAGCUCCUCUCUUGAAUCUGUGAUUCUCUUGUGCAGUACGUUCUUCACCGCGGAUGCAGUCUGCGAUCCGCCUUACAAAGAAAUCGGUGGCCGCUGCCUCCUCAUAGACAACUUUGUCGUCGGGACGUGGGCCGACAUGAACCACUGGUGCGGCUACUUUGGGGGCAAGCUGGCCACGCUGGACGACGCCUCCGUCUUCGCUGCCGUCCUUCAGGAUAUUAAGACCUCUGGGAUAUCUAAAACCUUCCUCUGGACUGGCGCCUCAGACAGUAUGGAAGAAGGCGUAUGGACGUGGCUGGACGGUACCCCGGUGGCUGAGGGGACGCCCUUCUGGAGUUUGUCCGGCAGCGGGUGCACAGCUCAGGAACCCACUGGAGGAAAGAACCAGAACUGUGCUCUCCUCAAUCCAAACAGAAAUUAUUACUUUGAUGAUGCAGCCUGCACAACACAAGCAGGCGCUAUUUGCGAAAAAUAAAUCAACUGAAAAAGCAGA
Penaeus chinensis is the source of this 1171-nucleotide messenger RNA. RefSeq lists its product as uncharacterized. Bases 80 to 1153 code for a protein of 357 amino acids. The transcript is spliced from 8 exons. Gene Ontology annotation, biological process: biological process involved in interspecies interaction between organisms. The record is from RefSeq and is a predicted model, not a curated record. Gene Ontology annotation, cellular component: external side of plasma membrane. Lineage: Eukaryota; Metazoa; Arthropoda; Malacostraca; Decapoda; Penaeidae. Gene Ontology annotation, molecular function: carbohydrate binding.